Seminavis robusta is the source of this 318-nucleotide messenger RNA. The record is from the annotation of a GenBank genome assembly. Lineage: Eukaryota; Bacillariophyta; Bacillariophyceae; Naviculales; Naviculaceae.
AUGGGUCUCGUUGGCAUCGUGAAGAGGAACGAUUUGGGGCGUCUUCGCAAGUCCCUUGUUGAGAAAGAAUGUGAACAAGGAAACAUUGACCGGGCCCUGUUGGUGGCAAGUGAAGCUGGAUACACAGAGAUUGUCCGCUGUCUAGUGCAAGAAGGAGGUGCCAAUGUGCUGUGCACUACAACCGACAGAAGGGCUUGGAAACAUUGUAAAUCUUAUCAUAGUUAUCCACGUAGGACCGCUCUGGAUCUGGCAACUCAGAAUGGACACUCAGAAACAGCUGCCUAUUUGAAUGAUGCGAUGGGCCUAUUGGCGUUUUGA